AUGGCAACGAACGGGGUCAGUGCGGUCAUGGAAGAGUUGACCGUGCACAGUGCCUCCUACCGGCCAAUUCCCCUUCCACCACGGGUGCAUCGUUGCCGGACUCCCAUAAAACGGACACUGGCUCCUUCGGUCGUCAUCACUGCACACCGGGAAGCAUAUAGGGUAAGAGACCCUCAGGAACCGAUCAAGUCAAAGCCACCUCCAGACCACGGGUUCCUGGACGGAGAUGGUGUUAACCGUUUCAACUGUACGUCGUACAAAAUGCAUUAUCCGGCAAAAGGCGGACUACACCGCGCUCGACCGAUCACACCUCCCGUUAGGCGGUCGCUAGCACACGUUUCUAUGGAAAAGGAAACGUCUACCGGCAACGCUUACCGAAAUCCUGUUACAAUGAAACUUUGGCGACGUCCUAUGAGUGCUUAUAUAGUGUCACCGGAACCGAUGGAAACAACAUCAGUACACCGAGCGAGCUACAAACCACCACCGUGUAAUUUUGAUUCAAAAGCAAAGGCUGAUAUCUGCCCAAGACGUGCUUAUGUAGACGAAUCGCUAAGGUCCAAGAUGCCCAUCAAAAGCGAUACCACUUACACUACCGAUUAUUAUACGAGACAUCCGAAUUUAAAACUUCUUGGGCCGAUACCAAAGAAAAUGCUUGAGAUGCAAGAGUCAAGUAAAACGCCAAAAGCUCACGACUAUAAAAUAAAGAAUAGUAAUAAAUUGGCUAAAUGUACGAGAAAAAUUGAACACGCAACAUAAACAUUAAAUACUUAUUUGAAUAAUAAUUUUUAGUUCUAAA
Molecule: messenger RNA, 796 nt
Organism: Aphis gossypii (cotton aphid)
Lineage: Eukaryota; Metazoa; Arthropoda; Insecta; Hemiptera; Aphididae
Exons: 2
Coding region: 1-756 (251 amino acids)
Source: RefSeq, a predicted model, not a curated record